AUGCCACCUCCCUCCGCCACCAACGGCAACGCAGCAACACCGCGCAUGCCCGUCAAGCAGAAAAUGGCCGUCUCGCUGAAAUCGCUCAUGAACUCGGUGCUGGGCGCCGUGCCGGCCUCCGUCGCGGGGCAGCUGGCGGCACCGUCGUCGAGUGGGGGCUCGGCGCCGAUGGAGGCGCUCUUCGGAAAGACUUCUGCGGAGGUCGACGGCGAGGAGUGUCUGCACGACUGCGAGAGCUGCUCGGUCAAGUACCCGCGUGGCUUCAAGGUUGAUGAGGAGGAUCUACUGUAUGGACAGGUGAAGGGGUGGAGCACGCAUGUGCUGGUGGGGACGGGGAAGAGUGACUGGGUGAGGGACGUGGCGGAUGAGAAGGGGAGUGUGAUGGAGGCGAUUCAGAAGGUGGGAGGAGUGACGAAUGGCAGACUCAUGCUGUCUGCAUCCAAUAUACCCACGCCUCACGACACCCAUGAGUACUCAGAACCCACGACCGUCAUCCUCCUCCCAGCCUUUGCCACCGUGCAAAACGUCCAUCCAAAGAACGUCUCUCAGCUCAUCACCAGCGUCAUCAACAACGCACCCACGAGCUCGUCUCCUCUCGUCCCCUGGCGCUCCGUCAUCCCCGCCUCAUUGCCCAGCCCAGACGCCUCAUUACCCGAUCUCACCAUCAACUCUUGUCCGCACAGCGCCGUGAUCCUCUUGUGUAGUCAGAAGACGCGAGACGCCCGCUGCGGCCAGAGCGCGCCGCUUUUGCGCAAAGAGCUGGAGAGACAUCUGCGUCCACUUGGCUUGUAUCGCGACUUACACGAUGAGAGACCAGGCGGUGUGGGCAUUUACUUUAUUAGCCAUGUUGGAGGCCACAAGUACUCCGCCAACGUGAUGGUGUAUCGACGGCCGAACCCAUUUGGCAAGGAUGACGAGCCGCUGCCCGAAGGAGUGGUGGAAGCGGCGGCGGCGAAGGAGGAUAAUGGGGAAGAGGGAAAAGAUGAGAGUCAAACAGAGAACGAAGAGGGAGAUAAAGAGAAAGGAGAUGUGGGCGCUGCGCAGUGCAUUUGGUUGGCAAGAAUAAGGCCGGAGGACUGCGAGAACCUGAACAUGCGGCUCCUCAACACGGAAACCUACCAAAUCACUGAAUUCUUCGACUGCAACAUCCCCGAAUAUGCCAUCCUGUCUCACACCUGGGGCCUCGAGGAGCUGACAUAUCAAGACGUCACCCAGUCCAUAGAGCUCGCCCGCCAAAGAAAACCACAAGGAUUCGCCAAAGUCGAGGGCGCAUGUGCGCUCGCUCAAUCAGAAGGCUAUGCUUACAUUUGGAUUGAUGCUUGUUGUAUUGAUAAGACUAGUAGCACAGAACUGUCCGAGGCCAUCAACUCCAUGUACUCGUGGUAUCGCGGGUCGGCCAUCUGCUAUGCGUACCUGAUUGACGCCGAGCACUGCUUCAGCGCAGAGUUUAGGAACAGUCGGUGGUUUACGAGGGGGUGGACGCUGCAGGAGCUCAUUGCCCCGAGGGAUGUUGUCUUUUACUCCAAGGACUGGAAGCUGUUGGGGCGCAAGUCGUUGCUGAAGGGCCUGUUGUCGGACAUUACGGGCAUCGACAUCAGCGUGCUUGCCGGGGCUGAUCCGUCCAUCAUUACGGUGGCGCGCAAAAUGUCCUGGGCGGCGAGUAGGACGACGACGAGGAUCGAGGACACGGCGUAUUGCCUCAUGGGCCUCUUCUCGGUGUCGAUACCGCUGAUUUAUGGCGAGGGCAAGAAUGCCUUCUUCCGGCUGCAGGAGGAGAUCAUCAAGACGGUCGACGACCAGUCCAUCUUCGCGUGGGUGGUGCCGGAGCUGGAAUUUCCGAACCAGCAGCUCUUUGGGCUCUUGGCCGAGUCGCCCAGCGCCUUCAAACACACCGGCAAGCUGGUGUUUCCUUUCGCAACCAGUCGUUCUUCGAGGCGGGCGGCGCAGAUUGUGAAUAGGAGCUUGCAGGUUGAGCUGUUGGUGCAGCCGCAGGACAUGUUCCUGAUGAAGAAUGACAAUCCUGCGUAUCGUCGGCUGCCGCGCGGCCUGCAGGCGAAUUACUAUCUUGCUGCUCUUGGGUGUAGAUUUGGCCCGUCUGGAGACUUUUCUCCGUGCAUUGAUAUUUGUGCGCUGGACGAGGAGAAUUCGCAGUUUGCGAGGGUGAAUCCUUGGAUACUUCGGGAGACGCACUUGGAUUCUACUACCAUGUCGUUGCGGUCUAGACCGCAUUCUGAUUCUUGGAUUUACCAAAUCACCACAUACGUUGAACAACUCUUUCGAGACCCAACAGUCUGGGAGUCACGACUCGUCUCAGUCUCUCAGAUCCCCCGUGAAUCCACAUCCCUCGGUUUCCGCAUCCAGCUUCUCAGUAGCGGCAUCAGCACCCGAGAAGGCUUCCCAGCCGAUCGCUGGUACCGUGACAACCGCGUGCUCCAGGGCUCAUACGAGGUACACGACAAGUAUCCAUGCAGCGUGCUCCGCUACGAGCGGCGCCACGACGAAACCAAAAAUGAGGGCAUCACCCGCUCCAUCGAGGGCGUUGUGCGUGUUGGCCUCUCAGAUGUGAGCCAAGAGCGCAAGGCCCUCAUCGGCACAAAAGAUUUUGUGAGGCAGCAGAUGGUGGCGAUGAAGCAUCCUGGGCAAUUUGUGGCGCUCGUACUGGGCUUGGAUGUGGUUUACAACUUUGACAGAGCGGGCUGGCGACAGGAGCCCUGGUAUUGA
Molecule: messenger RNA, 2721 nt
Organism: Trichoderma gamsii
Lineage: Eukaryota; Fungi; Ascomycota; Sordariomycetes; Hypocreales; Hypocreaceae
Exons: 5
Coding region: 1-2721 (906 amino acids)
Source: RefSeq, a predicted model, not a curated record